Molecule: messenger RNA, 6315 nt
Organism: Apis cerana (Asiatic honeybee)
Lineage: Eukaryota; Metazoa; Arthropoda; Insecta; Hymenoptera; Apidae
Gene: retn
Product: retained
Biological process (GO): regulation of transcription by RNA polymerase II
Cellular component (GO): nucleus
Molecular function (GO): DNA binding
Source: RefSeq, a predicted model, not a curated record
CUUUCGGCAUCGCGGUCUGUGCGCAUUAUUUCUCGUAUACAGCAUUGGAUACGACGCGGACGCACUCUUCGUAUGUAAAUUUUUACGAUAAAAAAAAAUCGCUGCAUGCAUGUCAAUCAACGUGCCACGUGUAUUUUUUUUGUUAAAAAUAUUCGUUUUGAAAACUUUGCGAUCCGUGAAAAUCACGAGAAAAAAAAGCUAGUGACAAUUAACGACAAUAAAACAUCCCCUUCUUUCUAUACCUACCUUCUCUGACAUAGAUAAUUCAUGUAACUCGAAUAUGAAGAAACGAUCGCCCCUUCGAGCACUUGCGAGAUAAACAUCGUUCGAGACAUCUGGUGGCCGUCCUGUAAACCACUCUGAUGUAUGGAAUUAGAAGAGAACUAGAGAAGGGGAUUUGGGAGAAGGAGCAAGUGGUCGAAGGAGCAAUCGGCGUUGGGGCGGAGUCUGACGGUCGUCACACCUCCCCUCCCGCGAUCCUACAUCUCAGGACGUCCCCCCGGCGAUAUUCCACUGCUGUCACCAGUUUUGUCACGUUCCGGGAGGAGUGCAGUUCGACGGCCGUCAUAGUAGGAAGAUCAACCGUCUUUUAUUCAGAAGGAUUAACCAGAGAAAUGGACGUAUUUGCGUUAUUGCGGUAACAGUGUUUAUUCGUGGCGUCGAUGAUUCGUACUUGGAAUUCUGCAACUUCUCACCGGUAACGUGACACUUACCGACGGAGUAGAUAUUAAUUCGUUUGUUUCACGUCACGUGCGAUUCACGCGGGUGCGACAAUAGGCUGGUGUAUACCGAGAGUAAAAAAGCGUACGGUCGUGCGCGUGCGUUCGUUCGGGUACGUUUCACGGUGUGAAUUUUUUCUCUGAACGCGGGCAAAGCCUAGCGUGGAAUAUUGGACGGUGAUAAACGUCGAGAGCGAACCGUCCUUUCCUCUUUCCUAAUUGUAUUUUGGCAGCGUGUGGUUCCCUGCGGGGGUGUCUCUUGUGUCGUGGGCAACCGCUUUGCGGUAAAACAAUCAAAAUUCGGGUGAAGAACAGAGAACCGUUACCAUCCUACGCGAUGGAAAUGAGCGACGAAUAUCAGGACAUGGGAAACCCUGGGGGAGGGGUCGCGGUGGUCAAUAUACCGAUGGCCCAUCAUCAACAUUCGCCCGAUAGUCCGCUGUCUCAUCAGGAAGAGGAUCUGUCCGAUCCCGAUCUUCAGGAUGAAGAGAGCGGCGAGGAAUUACCUCAGCAGCCACUUCAAGGUAACACGCACUCCUCGACGGAUAGUGCAUCCGCGCAGGCUGGUACACCUACUCCAUUAACACACUUGAACAGUCUGAUGGGUGCACAUCAUCCGCACUUUCUGGCAAAAUUGAAGAUGGAGCCCACCGAUAUGGACGCUUUGAACAACAAGAGUGGUUUAGAAGCGUUGCAGGCGGCAAUGGGCGGAAGUGGUUUCAAUCUACCAUUCUCGUUUCCACCACCCGCGUUUCUGACGCCCCAGCAUCACUCGCAAAACAGUCACGCACAAUCUGGUGGUAGUAUCGGGAGCGGGGUUGGAAAUCAAGUCACAUCGUCGGCUAGCUCACAUUCUAGCGAGUCUUCACAGGGGAGUGCUAGAAACGGUGGUGAGCCUCGCGAGACCAACAAUCAAUCGCAGAGUAAUACGACGGGAGCGAAUCACCAGCAGCAGACCAGUUGGAGUUUCGAAGAGCAGUUCAAACAGGUGCGUCAGCUAUACGAGAUCAACGACGAUCCGAAAAGGAAGGAAUUCCUGGACGAUCUCUUCAGUUACAUGCAAAAACGAGGAACGCCCAUCAAUCGACUGCCGAUCAUGGCGAAAUCAGUACUGGAUCUGUAUGAAUUGUACAAUUUGGUGAUAGCGAGAGGUGGCCUCGUUGACGUGAUCAACAAGAAACUCUGGCAAGAAAUCAUCAAAGGCCUACAUUUACCAUCUAGUAUCACUUCCGCCGCAUUUACUCUGCGUACCCAGUACAUGAAAUACUUAUACCCGUACGAAUGCGAGAAGAGACGACUGUCGACACCCGCAGAGUUGCAAGCGGCAAUCGAUGGAAAUCGACGCGAGGGACGACGAAGCAGCUACGGGACAUACGCGGCAAGCGGCAGCACGACGAACGAGAGCCUCGUUCAAAGGAACCCCCACACGCCCAACUCGUUGGCGUUGCACGCGCAAAUGUCUCCGUUAUCUUUGGUCACAGCAGUUGCGGCUGGUGGCCAGCACCACGGAUCACAGUCUUUGGUAAAUGGCAGCGCUGCGCACACUCCAUUGCCACAUCACCCACACCAUCCUCAACACUCGCAGGGACUACCGGGACAACCACCGAAUGCAGGCCCUAUACCCGGAAUGGCGCCAUCCGAAUUCGAAGCACGCAUGGUGGAAUACGUAAAACUGUUGAAUAAGGAAUUGAGAAGCGGCACACCGCCACCGAUGGGACACCGGCCGGGUAGCGCAUCUCCCCCGUCCUCGACGCCGUCGAGAGACGGGGCGUUCAGCGCCCUCGAAAUGUCACGAUUGACCUUGUGGAACAUGUACAACAACAACACCUUGUAUCCAGGGGUUGGCCACCAACCCCCUAUAUCGCCUCAAACGUCUCAUUCCCCGCUACCUCCGGCCUCCAGCCCCGAACCUCAGAGGGAAGCUCUUGAUCUUGGGCUUAGUUCCUUCUUUUGCAGGUCAUCGCCUGUAUCCUCACCAGCCAGGCAAAGUUCACCAUCUUCGGGUGGCAGUAUGCAAGUCAAAAGGGAUACGGAACUGACCGUCGCACCUGGACCUCCUCCCGCUAAAAGGUUACUCUCGGAUGAGGACAGUCCGCCCGAGAAGAACGCCCCGGCUACUCUGGGCACGCACAUUAAAAUUUCAAAUCGAGGUGAUGGUAGAAACGGUGACAAUUCCUUAGUAGUCAGUAUGGAGCUGAACGGAGUGAUGUAUCAAGGUGUUCUGUUCGCUCAAAGUGACAGUAGGUCCACGAGCAGUACAGCGUCCACCAACAACAACGCGAAACCGUCGCGGAGUGUAGUCUCGUGAACGCUCAACGAAUCGUCAACCGCGAAUAUAGCUCUAUAGGACACACUCCCUCGCGUCGGUUAUAAGUAGGAGCAAUAUUAAACAAAGAAUCGAGGAUAGCGGUAUGAAGGGUGUAAAGACUUGGUUUAUCGGUCGGAGGACCUCUCAAUCUCGCAUUGUCUUUCCUUUCGUUCAACCCGAUGAUAUGAUUAGGAAAGGGGGGAGGGGGGAUACACGUGAAAAUAACGAUACUUGUACGGUUGAACUAGAGCGGAAAGAAUUUUCUUCGAAGAAUCUUGACUGGAAGCACUCGGCCAAAUAGAUUAACCGUUUUUUGAGUAACGAACUUCCGAACCGGAUCGAUCAUUUGUCUUUUUUCUUUUUUUUUUCUUUCCUUUUUUCUUUCUUCCUUUCUUUCUUUCUUUCGUCAAUCAUCGAAUCAAAACAUCUUAACUUAUUUAUUGAUGCUGAUUUCUCGAGAUUUGAGCGGCGUUUGAUUAUUUUUUUUUUAGUUUUUUUUCUUUUCUUCCUUACUUUUCUUUUCUUUUCUUUUUUCUUUUCUUCUCUUCUCUUCUCUUUUCUUUUCUUUUCUUUUCUUUUCUUUUCUUUUCUUUUCUUUUCUUUUCUUUUCUUUUCUUUUUUUCUCUUGUCCCUCUGUUCGGGAAAUCAGUCUUCUUUCGUUAUUUUAUUAUAGCGUUUUAAAUCAGCAUGCGUGUGUGUAUAUUUGUUAUAACUUUUUACCACGAUAUUAACUCGAUAUCACCGCGAAUGUAAAAAAGCAGGUGUGUGUACAUAUGUAUUUGUGCACACAAAAUUCACACUUCUAUCAUUCUUCAACGCACUCACACACGCGCACAUGAGUUCACCAAUCGUAUCACGGUAUACAGGAUUGAGCGAUUGAUGAUAUAAUCGAUGGUUUACAUUAAUAUUAUUAUUAUUUAUAAGAAAAAAAUAUUUCGGAUAAAAAUUUCGAAUAUAAAUUUCGAAAUAAAUUUUUAUGGUAUUGAGACUUUUGUACGUGAAAAUAUAAAAAACCGCCUUAUUCUUGCAUUUAAUGGAAUCAUAUUUUUUUAUUAUAUUGAUCGAUUUUAUUAAUUAUUAUUAUUUUUUUUUCUCUUUUAAUAUAAAAAAUAUAUAAUUUCAUUUAAAAAAGAUAAUUUAAUUUUCAACUUUCCUUCUCCGUAAGAAAAAUAAAUUCAUCUCGUUGUUCGAAAUAUUUUUAAUUAGAUAAUCAGAUAAUAAUAUCUAUGUCAAAUCAAAGUAAUAAUGUCGAGUGUUUAAUUCUGUAUAUAUAUAUAUAUAUACACAUACACAUUCAUACACAUACGUAUAUGCACACAUCUUCUUAUAUACAUAGACAAAUGUCCAUCUUGUUGCUCGUUCGUUAAGUAUAUGUACAUAGUCAUUCGAAUACAUUUUUCUUUCGCAAAAGGGACAGAGCUCAGUGCGACAGUUUACAAGAAGAUACGCCAUUAUUAUAAUUAUAAUUAUUAUUAAUUAUUGAUUAUUACUGUUAGACAUUAGAGAGAAAAAGAUAUUAUGUAUCGUGAUUUUUAUAUUAUACGCACGAGUAAUUUUUAUUUUCUUUUACUUUCUUUUCGUUGUAGGCAGAUUUGUAAAAAAAAAAGAAAAAAAAAAUCAGGCGGUAUCGACACGUGAUGGUUUGCUUCCUCUUUUUACAAGAUAUACGUGUGGAUUAACUCCACGAAAUCAAACGAAAAUUACGAACGAACGCAAAAGACGGAUCGUUACAACUCGUUUCUUCCUUUUUUACUUUUUAUUUACGUUUUCGCGUUGUUUUCUUUCUUUUUAUAUUAAAUGCGCGAGAGGUACGAGCGAUUAUCAUAAAAGCAUUUAACCGAGUAGCAUUCAAAUGUUUCGCUCGCACUACGUAUUUCGCAUUUUUAUUAUUAUCGUACGCAUCGUCGAUCUUUAAGUUCUUCUUUUUCUUUUUUUUUUUUUUCUAACGAUAGAUAGAAUCAUGUUGUUUCGAUGACUAGGGCCAGUUCAAUAACGAUACCGCAGCCAACGGGACUGUGAAAACGCUGAACACCCACGUAUUAUAAAUGUAUAAUAUAACAACGUUUACUUUAUAUUAAUGCUUAGUAUGUAACGCGCAGAAGAAUCAUACAGAAUUAAAAAAAAAAAAACUUAUCCCCUUAGAAGGUAAGCGCAUUCACAAAGCGUUCAGAAUGAAAAUAAAAGCAUCCUUAGUCAUAGUUGUUAGGAUACAAACUUAGCGGAGGUAAGAUAUUAGAGAAUAAUACGCGCGACAGUAAUACAAAGUACAUAAGAUAGGUAAGAGGAAAGAAUUUUGCGGACAAUUUUUUGUCACUUUUUGUCAGACGGAUAUUGGAAAGUGAAUACGAUGUUGUUGGCUUAUUCGAUGGACUUUCAUAUUGAUAACGAUGCGGUAUCGAGAAGGAAGAAACUGUUUUAUUGUUUAUAGUUCGAAGGUUAGCCAAAAAGACUGUUAUAUAGGACGAAUAUUAUAUAUGGUAGAAAUAAUUUCUUAUUAUGGUUAUUAAGAAUGAUAUUAUUAUCAUCGUCAAUAUUAAUAUUACGACUAUAUUGCUAUUAUUCCUAUUACUACUAUUAGUAUAUUAUCCAACUACAUAUUUACUAUUAUCACCUUGUUAUGGCGUGAUAGCGAAUAACGGUUCUAAUAAAAGAACAAAAAAAAAAGGAGAGAAAAAAAAAACAGAACGUUCGCAUCAAAAUUAUAAAAAAGGAAUCCUUGUUGCUCCCUAUUUUUUUAUGUAAUCGUAAAAAAUUGACCCAUUUUUAUUUGAAACGCUUGAUCUAGAUUAAAAAAGAAAAUAUUCUCAUCGCAACUUUAAGCAAACUUGGCAAUACGUUUUAACUUUUCGAUCUUUUUUUUUCAUAUGAUAAUAAAUUCGAUUUUCAUAUUUUUUUUAAUUGAUUAUGGAGAACAUGAAAUCAUUAGAUCGAUCAUAAAAUGAGCAACAAAAAAAAUUACGUGCAACAUUAUAUAUAGUUUCAUCGAUCGAUUGUAAUUUUGAUAGGGAGAUAAUCGUUAGCGUUUAUCGAACUAUCUGUUCGAUGCCGGCUUGUAAGUAUUACUAAUUUUUUCUUCAAUAUCGAAAUAAAAAAAGAAUACACAUUUACAGGCAUAACAUUGUAAUAACUAUUAUAAAUGUUGUAUAUACUACAUUCAAUCUUGACAAAAUAAACAUGGAACUCCUGAUGACAUUUAACUAUUUUAAUCUCCGUAAGUAGCAACUUAACUAUCUGUAAAUCCAUGUAAAUCCAUUAAUAUCAUAACGAAUAAAAUCGAUGUUACUUUUA